Armigeres subalbatus is the source of this 2057-nucleotide messenger RNA. RefSeq lists its product as uncharacterized. Gene Ontology annotation, molecular function: catalytic activity. Bases 9 to 1487 code for a protein of 492 amino acids. The record is from RefSeq and is a predicted model, not a curated record. The transcript has 3 exons. Lineage: Eukaryota; Metazoa; Arthropoda; Insecta; Diptera; Culicidae.
UGGCGUUGAUGGAUCGAGAGGCUGUCGAAUGUACUGCAGAUGACCUAUACUCUGGUUAUAAGGACAAUUCCCAGCUGGCCAGUGCUCGCACAAAGGUGCAUAAGAUGAGUGUAGUAGAGACUGGUGGCUUACCGUAUCUGUUGCGUCUUGUUCUUGGUACACCUUAUAUGCUGACCACCAACGUGGAUGUCGAAGAUGGCAUCGUGAACGGAGCGAUCGGAGAGCUCAUGCAUGUUGAGUACAACGAAGGAAACUCGCAGCAACAGGCAAUCACGAGGCUUUGGAUGGCAUUCGAAAAUGAGUCCAUUGGGAAGAUGUUGAGAGUGAAGGCCAGACCGCUGGUGUAUUCGAGACCUGGGGUGCUACAAACAGGCUGGACUCCAAUCGUCAAACGAUCGGCGAACGUAACCCUUAACGGUGAUGUUAAGUGCAAAAGAGUUCAGUUUCCCGUUGUAAGUGCGUGUGCCCUCACAGUCCAUAAGUCCCAGGGAGGCACAUUCUCGGAAGUCGUAUAUAAUUACGAUAAGGGUCAGGAACAGCAGCUAGUUUACGUUGGUCUUUCCAGGGUUACAUCAAUCGACGGAUUGUAUCUGACGAAUGCCAGUAACUCAUUCCGGUUCCACCACGGAAAGGGUUCUAUGACCCCUAGAAUGAACGACCUUCGGACGGAACUUGAACGUUUGAGUAACCAUCGUAUGCGCACCAUUACAGACGAUAUCAUGGAAGCUAUAACCGCAAACAAGUUGGCUUGUACGUUGAUGAGCAUCAAUGUACAAAGUUUGAAUGCACACUCGUCGGACAUUGCAACAGAUCGGGUGCUUACCGCCGUUGAUUUGCUUGCAAUGAGCGAAACUUGGCUUGACAACGGCACAACCACAAACAUCAAUGGAUACCUUUGUGUUUGUCAAGAGAAGCGUGACGGAACAAGAGCGGGAGGAGUGGCAAUAUUUGAACGUGCUGGUUCGUCGACUAUGGCCGUUUCUCACGCCAUUACGAAGCUCAAUGAAAGCUAUGACCCAGCAUUGAGUGUAGCAGACGAAUAUGGGGACUGCUGUGCUGCAGAGGUUUCAAUCAUGGAAACCCGCACGUUACUGUUUGCGGUAUAUAUUUCACCAGGCACCACCCUGAAGCAAAAGAAAUAUUUCUUAGUGCGCAACCUCAUAAAGUACACCCAUGUUGCCAUGCCCGUGGUAGUGUCGGGAGACUUUAAUAUUGAUGUGACGAAAGAGGAGAACAGAGAUUUCAUCUGGUUCAUGAAGCAGUUUCUCUAUCUGGAUUGUGCUUCGGAUCCAACUAUAGCGACUACUCUGGGUGGCACAUGUCUCGAUCUAACGUUCACCCGGAACGUAAGUGUGGAAUGCAGGAGAUACUGCACGUACUUCUCCUACCACCGGCCUAUUUUGUCGAUUCUUGCGGUGUCCCGAGGUAAAACUAAUGAUUUAGAAUUAAACAUAGUUCUCUUCAUCAGUUAUGUUAUUUUAUUCUAGAACCGAUGCCAUCCCAGUGAAGUGAAUUAACGUCACUGAUCGUCGUUGGUCCGCUAGUUCAUCUGCCAAAACGUUCGAUUUCAACCAGAAUGACCAAUCAUUGACAUCAGCCGGACAGUCCGUAGCAAAAAUAGAUAAUUGAUCCUGAAAAUGAAACUUGAGUAUUUGAUUCAGCCCAACAGUGGAUUGAUGCAUCCUUUAACAUUCAUCGGGACCACGGCGUACAUCACUUCAAAAGGCUUCAAGCCAACAUAAACAAACGGCCCUUUUCAGGGCCACCAAAUAUUCAUGGAGGAAGAUGUUGUUGAGGCUGUUGUUUACCGAUCUUCUGUUUCUUUAAUACUCUGCUUAUAGUUAUAAACCGAAAUGAGUUUAUAGUAACAAUCGGGUUUUCGCCCAUUUAUUUCCAGGAUAUGCGACAUGUCGAGGAUAUUCCAACCCAGAUUGAAUAUACAGCCCCAUCUUCAAAAAUCAGCACCAAGAAACAUAUUUAGAGUUUCAAAAUAAAAUCUUCUACACUUACGUAAUCCUACGUCCAAUUGGCGGUCGUGUCUCGGAUACAACCUUCUA